Molecule: messenger RNA, 1581 nt
Organism: Penicillium subrubescens
Lineage: Eukaryota; Fungi; Ascomycota; Eurotiomycetes; Eurotiales; Aspergillaceae
Product: cytochrome P450
Exons: 6
Coding region: 1-1581 (526 amino acids)
Molecular function (GO): iron ion binding; monooxygenase activity; heme binding
Source: RefSeq, a predicted model, not a curated record
AUGGCCGGCCUAGCUGUAUGGCUCAGUUUGGGGGUAUUCCUGGCGCUCUACCUAUUGCGCCAGAAACCCGAUGCGCGCCUCAAGCAAAUCCCCAUUAUUAGAUACAGCGACUUCUUACCAGACCUCUUCAACCGGCUCAUCUUCUACCCAAAGGCAAAGUCGAUGAUAUACUGGGCUUAUGAGAAUUUCAAGAACGAUCCCUUUCGUAUGCUCACUGGCGAUGGAGAGAUUGUCGUUUUGCCCAUUAAGUAUGUCGAGGAGUUGAAGCAUCUUCCACCAUCGAUCAUCAGCUCGUUGGAUGCGCAGUUUGAGAAUGCGCUGGGGGAAUAUACCAAUAUCAAGGUCAACAGCUAUCUACCCUCCAAUACUGUGCGAAAACGCCUAACUCCCAGCAUUGCUCGAAUCACGCCCUGGAUAAUUGACGAGUUGCGCCACUCCUUCGAUUCCGUCCUCCCAGAUUGUGAAGACCAAUGGAUAACAAUCAAAGCCCACGAAAUGUUCGUCAGUCUAAUAUCCCGCGCGACCUCCCGAGUCCUCGCCCACUCCCUCCGCCGCAACGAACAAUGGCUCGACGUAGCAAGCAACUACUCCGUCAACGUAGGCAUAACAAUCCUCCUCCUCCGACCAUUCCCCAACUUCCUCCGACCCUUCAUAGCACCAUUCCUCCCCUCCGUCCGCCAAAUGAAAAAACAACUCCAAUUCGCCAAAAACCUCUUCAUCCCCAUGAUCAACGAGCGCCGCGCUGCCGAGGCCGCGAAUGAUCCGGGCUACGUGAAGCCCGACGACUUCUUGCAGUGGAUGAUGGAUAUGGCAGAGGACGAACAGGAUCUUGACGCCGAGGCGCUGGCGCAUCAUAAUUUGAUUUUGAUGAGUUUGGCCGUUGUGCAUACGAGUUCGAUUGCAUUGUGUCAGAUUCUUUAUGAUUUGAUUGCGAGGCCGGAGUAUAUUGAGCCCUUGCGGGAGGAGACAGUGCGGACGUUGAGUAGUGGGUGGAAUCAUGCUACCAAGGCUUCAUUUGAUGCUCAGAAACGUAUGGAUAGUUUCCUGCGUGAGUCGCAGCGUUGGGGUCCGCCGGGUGAAUUGUCAAUGCAUCGAAUUGUCAAGACCCCCUUGACGUUAUCAGACGGCCUCCACCUCCCCAAGGGAGUACACAUAUGCUUCCCAUCCGGCCCCAUAAGCAAAGAUCCAAAUUUCAUAUCCAAUCCAGCUAUCUUCGACGGUUUCCGGUGGUGCCAGGAUCCAGCAGAUCGAGAUGCGCUGAGAUCAUCAAGUACAACCUCGAACGGCAAGACUGAAAAGGAAAAGAAAGAGGUAACUGGGAGACUCCUGGCUCCAUCUCCUACUACAAGCUUCAUUAGUAUCAGUCCGUCGAACAUGCACUUUGGAUUUGGUCGUCAAGCUUGCCCGGGUCGGUUCUUCGCUGCGAGUACGAUUAAGGCAAUUAUGAGCCGGAUUAUCAUGGAUUAUGAGUUCAAAUUUGAGGGAGAUCGAGUUGGAUGGAGGCCAGCAAAUAUUGGUAUUGGAGAACAUAUCUUCCCUAAUACCAACACACGAGUAUUGUUUCGGAAGAGACAAAGGUGA